AUGGACUCCCAGGUUUGUCAAAACUAUUACCAAGAUUGCGAAGCUGCUGUCAACAGGCAGUUUAACAUGGAGCUCACUGCCUCCUAUCUUUAUCUUUCCAUGGCGUCUUUCUUUGACUGGGAUGAUGUCGCCCUUGACCAUUUCUCCCAGUUCUUCAAAUGUCAGUCUCAGGAGAAGCGGGAAUAUGCAGAGAAGCUGAUGAAAUUCCAGAACCAGUGUGGAGGCUGCAUCCUCCUACAGGAUGUGAAGAGGGAUGAGUGGGGCAACAGUCUACAGGCAAUGCAAGUUGCCCUGGAUCUGGAGAAGAAUGUGAACCAGAGUCUGCUGGAUCUACACCAACUCGCCACCACUGAGACUGACCCUCAUCUGUGCAACUUCCUGGACAUUCACUAUUUGGAUGAGCAGGUCAAGUACAUCAAGCGACUUGGGGACUACAUCGCCAACCUGAAGCAUCUGGGAGCUCCUAAGAAUGGGAUGGGAGAGUAG
Molecule: messenger RNA, 486 nt
Organism: Carcharodon carcharias (great white shark)
Lineage: Eukaryota; Metazoa; Chordata; Chondrichthyes; Lamniformes; Lamnidae
Product: ferritin, heavy subunit-like
Exons: 4
Coding region: 1-486 (161 amino acids)
Biological process (GO): iron ion transport; intracellular iron ion homeostasis
Cellular component (GO): cytoplasm
Molecular function (GO): ferric iron binding; ferrous iron binding
Source: RefSeq, a predicted model, not a curated record